Molecule: messenger RNA, 1503 nt
Organism: Sungouiella intermedia
Lineage: Eukaryota; Fungi; Ascomycota; Pichiomycetes; Serinales; Metschnikowiaceae
Source: the annotation of a GenBank genome assembly
AUGUUCUGGAGAGCUUCGUCUCCCUCGGUCACCUAUGACCUGUGUCAGCCUGUGACGCUACCGGAAGGCGUACUAAUAUCCCAUGAUUUUGAUAAGCAGGUGCGCUACAUCCGGUCGGCCACAUUCCACCAAAAAUGUUACAUGGGCUCUACUCCCAUGUUGAAUACCAACGUCAACUUGGUCAUGAAUACGUUUUCACAGCCGCUACCCAUCGUCAAGCACUCAUGGGAACAGUUCACGCUGCAUCCCAGUCGUGGCGUGUUUAUUUUCAGUGUGGUUCCUAUCAUUUAUUCCAUCUCCAUCUCUGCUGUUGUAACGUGGUUUCUCACUAUCUUUGUUCUUGCAAAUUACACCAUCAAGCCGUCCCUUCUUUUAAAGGCGUCCACACUCAUGCUGCUGAUAUACAUGUUAAUCACGGUUAUUGGCUCAAUCAUUGUGUUGCAUGGCCAGCAACGCCAAGGUUAUCUUCACGGAGCUGCACUCCUCGAUCACAUCAAUCAGCAGGUCUAUUUGAAUGUUAUCGACAUGUUAGUGGUGUUCCUCUUGCAGGUCAACCAGGUUCAAGUGGUGAUGCGGUUGUUUUCUCGUCAGAGCGACAAGCGACUCAUAUUUUUGGUGGGUUUGGUGGCCUCAUUAGCUUCUCAAACCCUCUGGAGCAUUACCAAGUUCCAUAACUUCGAUAACGAUGAUGAGGUGGGCAAAAUCUUGCCUGCUUUCACCUACUUGAUCCGUAUCGCCAUGAGUAUUAGUUAUGCGGCGUUGUUUACGGCAUUUCUACUAACCAAAGUGAGAACGCUAUUUGCUCAUAAGGGAAUAUGGCCAAUUUCGCUUCUCACGCUUGUGUUUAUAUACGCACCAGUGGCUUUUUUUAUAGCUGAUGUGUCGAGUGCGUGGGUAUACGAGUUGUCGGAAAUUUUCUCUGUCGUUACCUACGUUGUGUGUGUGGUAAUACCGUGGGAAUGGUGCAACAAGUACAAUAUCAUUCGGAAAAUGAUCGAAAAGGAAGGUGUCCUAGGACGGCGAUUCCACGAAGAUGAGAUCUGCGAGUUGGAUAGGUUUGAACUUUUUGUGGAGGAAGAAUCCGACUCUGAUGCUGGUGACGUCGGCGACGAAGGAAGCCAGCUACUUUCUCACCGGUCUGGCGAGUCUACAUCGAGACGACUCGAGCAAAAUAUCUCCAAAUCUCUGGAAAUGCCGCAUGAAAGCACAACCACCCCUUAUAACAGACUUGUCAAUGGUAUGUGGGUAUUACGAGACAGGUUUCUCGACAUCACAGAUAAAAUCAUCGCCACUGGAUUGGCCAUUCCUCGUUCGGUAAGUGUAUCAAGCAACAAUGCUACUUCUCCCAAUUUUCACUUCGACAGAAAUGGCUCUGCAGAAGUGGUUGAGCCCUCAACAAGGUCUCGAACUGUUGUCUUUGCAGAUGGAGAAAAUCCAGGACGGAACAGAAGAGAUGUCUUCGUGUAUUCUACAAAAGAUGUGUGCAUCAAUUUGGAUGAUUAA